CCCCCUCCACAAAACUCAUCUGAUAAAACACAACGAGAGCUGGAGGAAUCAAAGACACCGUCUACACGGUUCUCCGUUACCGCUGGAGCAGCACCACCAAUCCCGCAGCACGCCUCCAGCUCUGUCUUUAUCAAAGCACGCAAACAAUAGCGGCUGGAAAGGAUCGAGAGGAAUAUAUUACCCGCUUAACAGAACAAUGAACGCGGGCUGAUUUCUCAGGGACAGACGAACUGUUUGAGGAUAAAUGGGUUCAAGGAAAUAUGAACUACAGUGAGGCCUCCUGCUGACCCUUCUCCUGUUGGGUCUGGAGUGCAGCGGCGUGCGGCCGAGAGGACUUCUGAAAGAUGAAGUCCAGUCUGAAACAAUGGCGGCGGCUCGCCCUCGGCCUCAUGCUGGUCUGGGUGCUGCUGUUCCUGGCAUUCCUCUCCUACUUCAUGGAGUCCCGAGUGGAUGACCCUCACUCAGCGGCCGCUCUCUCAUACACUGACACGCGGCGCCUGACCUCAUUGCAGGGCAACCCCCGCACCAUUAUGGCCACCCAUUUGGGGCUUGGCACCUCCUCAACCCCCCCAGCCACCAGCAACACCCAACAGGAGCAAAGCCUGGAGGAAAACCCCAGCGCUGACCCCCAGCCCAGUCCGCUCAGCCAGGAGGCCUACCCCUAUCCCGACCCGCAGAGCCUAGCGGCCUGGUCUGCAUUCGGCACGCAGGACCUGGGCUCCAGAUCGGCCGCUGUGAGUCGCAACCGUGAGAGACAAGAGUAUAAUCAGGAUUCUCCUCAACAGGAUGAAGAAGAGGACGAGGAAGAGGUGGUAGGAGGGGAAGAGGAAGAUGAGGAGGAGACCGAUGACAGCAGGAGGAGGACGACUAAACGGGCGGCUAGGCAUGACGACUCUGACCCGGAUGAGUACUAUGUUCCCAGGUCAAAAUCCGUAGUGCACAGCCUGUGGAAAGGGAGUUUGUCCGUGGGCAUGCUUAGUCCUCGCCUGCAGAGCGCUAUGAAAGACUACCUGAAUAAUAAUAAACACGGCGUGGCCUACAGGGGGCACCGGAAGGCGCAACAGAGCGGCCAACAGGUAAUGUGUGAGCUGAAAAAGGGGGAAAAGGUUCGAACUUUGGAUGGGGCCGAGAUGCCUUUCUCCAAAUUAGGCUGGCAGAAGAUUGUACCUGCCUUACCCUUAAGCCAGCUCUACGGGCCAGGCUUCCAGACCUGCGCUGUGGUCACCUCUGCCGGAGCCAUGCUUCACUCGGGACUUGGCAAGGAGAUUGACUCCCAUGAUGCAGUGCUGCGUUUUAAUACAGCUCCUACCAAGGGUUAUGAAAGAGACGUUGGGAAUAAAACCACAAUACGCAUCAUCAACUCUCAGAUCCUGGCGAAUCCCAAGCAUCAGUUCAACACAAGCUCAUUGUAUAAGAAUGUAACGCUGGUGGCAUGGGAUCCUGCUCCAUACACCCUCAACCUGCACAAAUGGUACUCCAGUCCAGACUACAACCUGUUCACUCCAUAUAGGGAGCACAGGAUGCACUUCCCCACGCAGCCUUUCUACAUCCUGCACCCGAAAUACAUCUGGCAGUUAUGGGACGUGAUUCAGGCUAACAAUCUGGAGAACAUCCAGCCCAACCCACCCUCCUCAGGGUUCAUAGGCAUCCUGCUGAUGAUGUCCUUAUGUGAAGAGGUUCACGUGUAUGAGUACAUUCCUUCACUUCGACAGACAGACCUGUGCCACUACCACGAGCGUUACUACGACGCCGCCUGCACUCUGGGUGCGUACCAUCCCCUGCUUUAUGAGAAAAAGCUCAUCCAGCGCAUGAACGUCGGCUCAGAGGACGACCUCAAACGAAAAGGCAAGGUUACGCUCCCCGGAUUCAAGAACAUCCACUGUGAGCCCUGAACAGAAAGAUGCAAUAACGGCAGAAGAGAUCUGCAGACGACACAGGACCGCACCGAGACCGCUGAGAAAGGACCUUGUUAGAUAUGAGACAAAACCUUCUGCUGUAGUUCACUCAAAAAAGCAUUUCCUGAGCCUAAGCUUAAGUAAAGAUGAUCAGAACAGCAAUAGAUAUGUCAUGAGAAAAGCUUUUUAGAUCUGUGGAUGUUCAUGGUGUUAAAAGCCAUCAGAAAAAACAGUGUUUGUUUUUUUAUUUUAUUAUAUUAUUUUUAAUGGAACUCUGUUUUUGACAGGGUUGAAAGUAUUAGCAGUCAUAAACACUGAAAGCUACACUGUUGGGCGCAUUCACACAAAUGCAUUUUAGCACCAAGGCUAGAUUUAUUCUCUGACUAAAAAUGAGCUUUAUUAAUCUGUCUAUAGAUUUGUUUUCCACACACUGACAGAUUUGAAAGCUUCUCGCCAUAAUGCUAUGAUUGUUUUUGUAAAUUAGGUGUCGUUUUCUGCUGUAAUGUACAUCGUGCCACAUUCACAAGCCUCUUUGAGAAUAGUUUGCUCUUCCAGAAGGUCUCGCUGAACUGUGGCAAAUGAAUCAAUAGUGUUUUCUUACUCUUUGUGUAAAUGUUCCUUCAAAAGCAGGGUACUUUAAUGUACCUGUUAUUAAAAAUAACUUAAAGGAGUUUUUGAAUGUGAACAUGGUUUAUUUCAUUCUCGUUUUAUACUUUGAAAAACUUGUCUAGACAGGUGGUUUACAGAAAAUAGUUAUUAUUGCUUGUACUAUGGACUCAAUGCAGCACUGUAAAUCUUAUUUGGGACUUUAAGGCUGCUGGCAAUAUAACAAGUACAGUGGUGAUAUUAUUUGUUAAUUAUUAACUGAGGUUUUUAAUGUCUUGUAGCCCCUAAAAUCAAGAGGUCUCCAGCUGGAGUCAUCUUUAAAAGCGAAUGAAUUGCGUUGUUGUCUUCUCUUAAAUGUACAGUUAAUGCGAUUUCACUUUGUGGUUUGACUUUUCUAUAGGAGGGAAAACUUGAAGGUUUAUUUACUCAUGUGCAUUGUUUCAAUGUGUGCCAUUUUAAUUAAGACAGAACACUUUCACAAGAUGAUUUUUCUGGAGAUCUGGUGAGGGGAGCUAACGUCUGUUUUAAUCGCUGUUGUAUAUUGUAGAAGUAAAACUAGUAAUUGAUGAUUUCACUCAGGAGCUCACGAUACUCUCUCACCAGGGUGAAAUAUUUCAUUUUCCUUCUAGUCUUAUGAUAGGCUGAGAUGUGUAAAGCUAAUAUUUGACCUUUACUUUGUCUUGUUUCCCCAUGUUGGGGGAUUGUAGAUGUAGAGAAACUGAAGAGUGACUUUUUUUAACAUGGAAUGCAAAAUUAGGUUGGGAUGUAAAAAUUUCAUGACUGGAUUAGAGCAGCUGAACCUGCAGUGUGUCGUCUUCUCAGUGUGACUCAAUGUUUGGGCUGGCCGUGGCUGUUGGGCAUGUGUGACCAAUCACGGUCCAUCGCACUUGCCUCCGGUCUGUGGGAGUUGGAUACUUUAUAUUUUAUUUAUUGACAGGGUAAUGGAAAGGAAAUGACUCAUUACUCCAGUCUUCAGUGUCACAUGAUCCUUCAGAAAUCAUUCUAAUAUGCUGAUUUGGUGCUCAAAAUCAAUAUUGAAAACAGCAUUUAUGUGAAAUGGAAAUGAUAUUACAUUGUGACAUUCAUGUUUUUACUGUCACCUUUGAUGAAUUUAAUGUGUUAUUGCAGGAGAAAAAAAAAAUCAGACCCCAGAAUUUUGUACAGCAAUGUACGCUAACCAUCAGGCCACGGCUUUGCCUGACAAUUGUUUAUCAAUGUGGCCAAUCGGUCAUGUGACCUAUGGAAGGACUAAAACUUUGCCUUCUACUUUCUCUUUAGUUUUUUUACACGUUCUAUGGUCAGAGGCAGAAUUGUGUGUCCUUCCUCUGUGAAUGUGUUUUCUUAAGCCUUUAACAAGAAGUGAUUCGGUGGCAUAACCCCCGUCCCUGUUUCUCACUGACAAGAGACUAGGUGACUGGAGUUGUAGCCAUUUUAAGAGUAUUAUUUGAAGUGUUUACUGUAAAUAGUUUAGGGGUUUUUUUUAUGUCAUGGGGUGAUAUGACUACUUUCAGGGGGUGGGUGGGGGAUGUACAUUACAGUGUACAGAGCAUGUGACAGAAAGCAGGGCUUGUUAGUGUUCAUGGUAAAUACAUUUACAGUUCUAGAAACGGUAGGAUUUAGCCUGUAAUGGGAAAUGUGAGCUGGGUCUCUAGGUUUAGGUUUUGAGCAUAUAGUCUUUGUUCAAGAAUAGAGGAAAUGCAGGUGAUUUCACUGGCAAACUUCAUUGAUGUGUCAUAGAUGUGCACAGUACAAUUAAGAGGACUGUGCCAAAUGUUCUGUUUUCCUAAGUGUGUGUGUGUGUGUGUGUGUGUGUGAGAGAGAGAGAGAGAGAGAAAAUGUCUGAAUGGUACUACAUUUGUGGUGCUUUGUAUCUGUGCCAACUUUCCUUUCUGCAUUUAUAAAAUUUAUUUUCCUUUCCCAUCUAUUAUUUUUCUUUUCUCCCUCUAUACAUUUCCUUUUCAUAAAUGUUCUUUAAAUUUCCAUAUUUUUUCUAUAAUUCUGCACCACAUUUUUUUUUUUUUUUGGUUGUCUGUUAAAAUUAUCUGUGAAAGUCUUGAUCUUUAGACUGUAAAUAUCUGCAAUUGUCUAUUACAGGCCAGUUCACUUUCAAAAGCCUUGGGAUGUUUUAUAAUGUUCAUUUCUCCAUAUGUUAAUACACAUUUGUUAUUGAAUUAAUUUUUAAACCACUAAAUGUUUGUGUAUUCUUUUGACCAUUUGUUUCGAUUAAUAAAACCUUGACCUUUACUUGACCCAGUAA
Molecule: messenger RNA, 4758 nt
Organism: Cyprinus carpio (common carp)
Lineage: Eukaryota; Metazoa; Chordata; Actinopteri; Cypriniformes; Cyprinidae
Product: beta-galactoside alpha-2,6-sialyltransferase 2-like
Molecular function (GO): sialyltransferase activity
Source: RefSeq, a predicted model, not a curated record